ACUGGACCGUAGCCGUAGGCCAUUGAAGAUUAUGACUUUUUGGCAAACAAAUUCAACGGCCCAAAUCCCAUUUGUUUCUUCCACCUCCGAAAUGAGCACAUGGUGUGGAGACCAUGUCAUCACCUCCUCCAAUUAACCCCCAGUCUGGGUCUCAGAGCCACUGACCCACCGCUGCAAACGAAAGAGACGAUGCUUCCAGCUUCCAACUUCUCACCUUCAACUCACGCCAAGCUCUGAGAGAGAGACCCUCUCUCCUCUCUCCUCUCUCAAAAACCCAAAUGGAAAGCCUCCUACAUUUUCCAAUUCCAAUCAGAGCCAGCAACCACCACCACUCUCUUCUUCUGAGUCAUCACCCCACCACAACUCGACUCAACUCGCCCUCCUCCCCAAAACCCAUCAUCCGCGCUCCCCUCUUUCGCUUCAAACCCCUUCCUCCUCUCCGCAAUUCCACCACUCUCCGAUGCACCGCCUACGCAUGCGAUCACGAUCACCACCACCACGACCAUCACCACCACCACCAUCAUCAUCAUCACCAUGGCUCUGAUGAGCUCACCGGACCUCAGAAACAGUUCGUCCGAUUCGCCAAGGCAGUACGUUGGACCGACCUCGCCGAUUUCCUCAGGGAGCACUUGCAGUUGUGCUUCUGCUCCACCACUCUCUUUCUCGCAGCCGCUGCCUGCCCUUAUUUGAUGCCCAAGCUCGCCGUGAAGCCUAUGCAGAACGCUUUCAUACUCAUCGCUUUUCCUCUAGUAGGGGUCUCUGCUGCACUUGACGCGCUGACAGAUAUUAGUGGUGGGAAGGUGAACAUUCAUGUAUUAAUGGCUUUAGCGGCCUUUGCUUCCGUGUUCAUGGGGAAUGCACUGGAAGGAGGGUUACUGUUGGCAAUGUUCAAUCUUGCUCAUAUCGCUGAGGAGUAUUUCACCAGUCGUUCCAUGAUCGAUGUGAAAGAGUUGAAAGAAAAUUAUCCGGAUUUCGCUCUUGUGCUUGACAUCAAUGAUGAAGAACUUCCCAAUACAUCUAAUUUGGCGUACAAGCAGGUUCCUGUGCACGACAUACAAGUGGGGUCGUUUAUCUUGGUCGGAGCUGGCGAGUCUGUGCCUGUAGAUUGUGAAGUUUUCCAAGGUAAUGCCACCAUUACCAUUGAGCACUUGACAGGAGAAAUUAAACCAUUGGAGACAACAGUUGGAGACAGGGUACCUGGUGGUGCAAGGAACUUGGAUGGCAGGAUAAUAGUGAAGGCAACAAAAACUUGGAAAGAGUCAACCCUUAGCAGGAUUGUGCAAUUGACUGAAGAAGCACAACUGAAUAAACCAAAGCUUCAGAGGUGGCUGGAUCAGUUUGGCGAGCAAUACAGCAAGGUGGUUGUAGUUUUGUCAGCUGCUAUUGCUCUUCUUGGUCCAUUCCUAUUCAAGUGGCCAUUUAUUGGUACAUCAGCUUGUAGAGGGUCAGUUUAUAGAGCAUUGGGCCUCAUGGUGGCAGCAUCACCAUGUGCUUUGGCUGUAGCUCCGUUGGCAUAUGCUACUGCAAUUAGCUCCUGCGCAAAGAAGGGGAUAUUGCUGAAAGGUGGCCAUGUGCUAGAUGCUCUAGCUUCUUGUCACACAAUUGCAUUUGAUAAAACUGGGACCUUGACAACUGGGGGGCUAGCGUUCAAAGCAAUUGAACCAAUUUACGGGCACCGGAUGACAAACAAUAUAUCAGAUUUUUCUUCCUGUUGUGCCCCCAGCUGUGAAAAGGAGGCCCUUGCUGUUGCUGCUGCAAUGGAGAAGGGCACCACUCACCCUAUUGGAAGAGCUGUGGUAGACCAUAGUGAAGGGAAAGACCUUCCUUCUGUUUCUGUUGAGAGUUUCGAGUACUUUCCAGGCAGAGGACUAAUUGCUACUCUCAAUGGCAUAGAGUUAGGAACUGGAGGGGAUAAACUGUUGAAAGCAUCUCUUGGUUCAGUAGAUUUCAUCACCUCACUUUGUAGAUCGGAGGAUGCAUCAAAAAAGAUCAAGGAAGCUGUGAAUGCAUCUUCUUAUGGAACUGAAUUUGUUCGUGCUGCUCUUUCAGUCAACGAAAAGGUAACGCUGAUUCACCUUGAGGACAGGCCUCGACCUGGGGUCUCGGAUGUCAUAGAAGAGUUACGAGAUGAAGCCAAGCUCCGUGUAAUGAUGCUGACUGGUGACCAUGAGUCAAGUGCAUGGAGAGUUGCAAAUGCCGUAGGUAUCAAUGAAGUUUAUUCUAGCCUGAAGCCUGAGGAUAAGCUGAGUCAUGUUAAGGAUGUCUCAAGGGAUAUGGGUGGAGGUCUGAUAAUGGUGGGUGAAGGUAUUAAUGAUGCUCCAGCACUUGCAGCAGCCACUGUGGGGAUAGUCCUUGCCCAACGUGCUAGUGCAACUGCCACAGCUGUUGCAGAUGUAUUGUUGCUGCGGGACAAUAUAUCGGUUGUACCAUUCUGUAUCGCUAAGUCUCGCCAAACAACUUCCCUGGUGAAGCAGAGUGUAGGCCUUGCUUUAUCUUGUAUAGUUUUGGCCUCUCUUCCAUCUGUUUUAGGAUUUCUUCCCCUCUGGUUAACGGUUCUAUUACAUGAAGGCGGUACCCUUGUUGUUUGCCUCAAUUCUAUCCGUGCUCUAAACCACCCAACAUGGUCCUGGAGGCAGGAUUUGUGGCAUUUGGUUUGCGAACUGAAAUCUAGACUCGUAUUACCGAAGAAACUCAAUACCAGCUCAAACACUGCCCAACCUGCAGUUGAGCAACUUCGGCACUCUCACCCCUUAUAAUUCUUUUAGCAAGUUGGUAUAUAGCAAAGGACAAGGGCAAGGGCAAGCUAAUCCAAAUACAUUUAUGUAUAAACAGGAGAACCGUCAUAAUCUCUUGUAAGUGAAUAUUAUCUUGUCAAGAGUCCGAUAUUUAACCUGUAAUUAGUUUUGGUUUCGGGUCGAAUUGCCUAAUUUGUCGACAGAUCAUUACAAUUUCUUCUGUAAAGCUUCGGACAUUCAAUUUGUAUGUUUAAUUUAAACCCUAGAAAGCAAUAAAUCAGUCAUUCAGAGAAGAGAAAAAAAGAAGAGACUUGGGGAGAAAUUCAUUGACCAAAAUAUGAAGAUAGAUCAUCUUAAAGUUUAUAGAGAAUUUUACAAGUUAUAGUAAGUUGCGUAGAAAACUUGGCGACGGCUGAGAUAGAUAGUCAUGUUUGACAUGUUCCCAUGUAUUGCUCUCCAAACAACCUGUUUUUUCGUUACCUAAUCCAAACUUACAACUCAGUGCAUGGAGCUGUCGCCUUUUGCUGACAUGGUUCAACAACAUAACGGGAUAACGAAACUUGCAUGUUAAUUUCUCGUUUUUAACUGCAAGUGCUUCUUUACCUACCAACUUUCCAACAAAAUAUCAACGUUUCAAAACCACAAAUUACAACCGACUUAUAUCUCAAGUGGUCAAAAGAACAUUUAACUUUAUACUCCAGACCCUAAUUUCAUUUCUCCCUUUUCUCCAAUAUUGCCUGUCUCAAACAAUAAAAAAAUAAAAAUACAAACCACAAAUUUUUGUCCCACCCGAGACCUUAAUUUUGAGAAGAAAUUUUUUUCCUUACCCAAUAAGUAAACGUAGUGAAUCGUUCUCCCCACCAAAACUGAAAAACGAUAAAAAGAGGUUGCUUUUUUUUACUUGUUUUGCUUAGACUGGUCACGCACCUAUUCUGUUGUAUUAUAGGGUAGGUACUAGGCCAUUAGCUGUCACAUAAACCCCCUGUAUUUUCAGUCUGAAGAAUCGUGGUUCAAGAUUACUGAAAUGGCCUCUACAUUUUGUACGGACUUACCAGAUAGAAUUUCUUCUGUGUGGCAGACUCUUUUGGUUUGGUGGUUUUUGGGUCUUACUGCUUUUUAGUUUGGAUCUUUAAACAGGUGGCUCAGAACUCAGUCAGAACCCUUUUUUCCUUUUACUUAUUUCAGAUUAUAUAACAUAAGCAGGAAAAAUAAACCCAAAAUAUUCAAGAGGACGAGAAAUAAGAUUGAAAUUUCGGGGAUUCUUUUUUUUUCUUCUUUUUUUUCUUUUCUUUUUUUAAUGAAGUUGCAUGUUGUUUUUCGAUGAACAAGGCCCAAAAGUUCCCUUCCCUCUUGGAUUGGAUGCCCACUUUCAGACCUCUCUCUCUUCUCCAACACCAUAUCUUCUUCCUCAUCUCAGUCUCUCUCAUUACUCUCCCUCUGUACAUUGACCAUAAUUAUUAUUUCCCCUAAUAAUUAAACCCAAAGAAAGCAAAAGGAAAAAAAAAA
Molecule: messenger RNA, 4241 nt
Organism: Prunus persica (peach)
Lineage: Eukaryota; Viridiplantae; Streptophyta; Magnoliopsida; Rosales; Rosaceae
Product: probable cadmium/zinc-transporting ATPase HMA1, chloroplastic
Exons: 13
Coding region: 279-2756 (825 amino acids)
Biological process (GO): monoatomic cation transport
Cellular component (GO): membrane
Molecular function (GO): ATP hydrolysis activity; ATP binding; ATPase-coupled monoatomic cation transmembrane transporter activity
Source: RefSeq, a predicted model, not a curated record